Molecule: messenger RNA, 2456 nt
Organism: Pieris napi
Lineage: Eukaryota; Metazoa; Arthropoda; Insecta; Lepidoptera; Pieridae
Exons: 5
Coding region: 152-2128 (658 amino acids)
Source: RefSeq, a predicted model, not a curated record
UUAAUAUCGACGGACGGCAUCACGCAUGCGUGGCCUGCAAUUCCCGGCCAUCAAAGCCUAAGGUGCAGCCUCCGAGGCUGUACCACUUUUUAGAGAUCUUUAUUGGGUCCUGGUUGUGCGUACUUCUGGGUUAGGCCUCAGAAAAUUCAACAUGAGGCAGUUUAAAACAAGUUUGUGGGUGGUAACCGUUGGAUCAAUUUUAAUCACAUUGAUAAUUUACCACCUUUACAAAGCACCAUAUUCGACCUCAAAGUUCACUACGGAACUGCACAUGAUCGCUGAUAAAAAUCAACCAGUGCCAAUGAACCACAUGCCAUUAGACGAACUAUACAAAUUUGAAAAUGAGUCGGAUUAUUCUAUGGAGGAGGACAAUACCAACCCCCAUAUGCUAUGGACGCCUGGAUGUAAAAUUCCCCUCAUGAUGGUAUCGUACAAGAAAAGAGAACGAAAAGCAAAACCUGAUGUUUGCGGAAAACGAUUGGUCUUUUUGACAAGAAUAGAUUCCGACAAAAUACGGGUUUUGAUUAAAGAUGAUGUUUUAAAAAAGAAUUCAAGCUACAAAAACCAUAUAUGUUGCUUACGAUUCUAUAUCAAGGGAGUUGAUGAUAGCGAAGAUAGUGAUGAGUAUUCCAGCUGUAACACAUGUGAAAAUGGAGACACUUUUCUGCUACAAAGCGACUUCGCAAACGUUCAAUGCUUUGGUUACGAUAGUGAAAACGAAUCUCAUGUGAUUUAUGACGAUGUGUACGCUUUCUGCAAGAAGAAGAGACCCCAGCUGAAAAAGAAAUGUGACACGCGAUUCAACAUACUAAUGAUAGGAAUGGAUUCAAUGUCUCUACCCCGAUUUGCUCAGACCAUGACAGAAACACUCAACUUCAUGAAAAGUAACUUCUGGUUAAGCUACAGGGGAUAUCACAAGGUUGAUGAUAACACAUUCCCAAACUUAAUGGCGAUAUUGACUGGUCUAAAGUUUCAAGUAUUUUCGGACAAGUGUCAGGGACAAAUGGACCCCUGCAAUGAUCUACUACUUUGGAGCUCAUUCAAACGUCUCGGAUAUGUGACAGCUUACGGGGAAGAUUACGUAUCUCUGCCGGAUACAUUCAGCAAGAACUAUACAUUAACAAUUAAACCCACUGACCACUACAUGCAACCUUUCUUCAAAAUGGCCGAAAAAACCAAAAUUUGCGAUGGAACACCAUACUUAUGUUCAGGAAAAGUUACAUCUGGACAACAGUUACUCGAUUAUGCCUACGACUUCGCUAUGACCUACAGAGAUGAUCCGUUUUUCGGAUUGUUUUGGAUGAACUCAUUUAGUCACAACCCAUCAAAUCACCCAGAAGACGUCGACAAGAUCUACGAAAAUUUCUUGAACCGUCUCUUCUACACUGGCGUCCUGAAAAACACAUUCGUUAUAUUUGUCAGUGACCACGGAGUACGAUUUGGAAAGGAUCGUUUGAAUGUAGAGGGCUAUUACGAUGACCGCAUGCCCUUACUAUUCAUCUUGCCUCCCACAUUAUUUAAAUCCAGAUAUCCCGAGAAAUACAAGUCAAUGAUUGUGAAUCAAUUUAGAUUGGUCACCCCAUAUGACGUUCACAAAACGAUGUUGGAGAUAUAUGUAAUAUCUAAAUGUAGCUCCAAGACAGAUUAUACAGAAACCAUGACCAAAAAAUUUAACAAUCACGAAAGUCUUUUCAACAUAGUUCCCGGAAAUCGUACUUGUCAGGACGUACUAAUUGGUGAGAAGUGGUGCAGUUGUCACAAACUGUAUCCCCUCGCAGAGCACGACACUAACGGCCUCAAAGUUGUUCACUUUGUUAUGGAUCACAUCCAGAACAAAACUGACACAAUUGUGACCAAACCAUGCACAAGCUGCAUGAAGACCAGCCUGGAGAGUGUUGAACGAGUACACUUCUAUUAUGAUGAUGAGAAAGUCAACGUAUAUUACGUAAUUUCAAUUAAAAUGACUCCAGGAGAGAUGGUUUAUGAGGCAAAAGUAUUGCGUCGCGGUCUUGAAAUGGAACUUGUGGGUUCUAUUAACAUUAUAUCGGGUUACAAGGGCCUCGGAUCCUGUACUAUCAGUAACAAUUAUAAAGAUCGUAUUUUCUGUGUAUGUCAUAAUGAUUGUUAGAUGUAAUCGUCCUUGAAAAUACCUCUUACGUAGUUUUUAUCUGUAUACCUGGAUCUUUUAAAUUAUUUACAUUUUUAUAUGUUUAGUUAAUACUCUCGAUUAUUUUCACGAAAUUUAAUUUCGUUUGUCUGUGAUAUUUUUAGGUAUUUUUAUUGAUUGAUAUUACUAAUUCUAAGAUUUGUAUGUUUGAAAUGUCCAUCUUGCAUUUAUUUUUAUAAGAGUAUUUCCUAUUUAUCUACUUACUUCUAGAAUUAGGAAUUAUAUUAUCGUAAUGAACUUAUAAAUGUGAAUUAGUAAAUGUUUAAAUCAAAUCUUUCUGAUCUAAUAA